Molecule: messenger RNA, 2667 nt
Organism: Exophiala spinifera
Lineage: Eukaryota; Fungi; Ascomycota; Eurotiomycetes; Chaetothyriales; Herpotrichiellaceae
Exons: 2
Coding region: 1-2667 (888 amino acids)
Source: RefSeq, a predicted model, not a curated record
AUGGCCCUGGACGUUUGCCCUAUUCUGCCUCGCCGGGCGGACUGGGGCAGCGAACCUCAGUCAAUCCCCAUUUCGAGACAGGUAUAUGUGAUCGCGGCGUUUGAAGAUGCCGUCAAGCUCGUCCAGCGGAUACAAGACCAGCGAGAAACCGGCAAUGGUGUGCGACUCCCAAAAGGACCGACACGCGACCUUCUCGAAUCGCUGGCGCUGGGACCGGCGAUAGUCCGUGGUCACUACGAACACGAUCUCAAGAGAUUCGGCGAACAGUACGCCUGUGGAGAUAUACAAGCAAGGGAAGGCAUGAAAGAUAUCCUCAUAAACCUACAGAUGACGUUGAUCAUCACCCUACGCACCGUCUACAUGGACAACAUGGACCUCGAUUUCAAUGCUCUUCAGACAACCUCGGACAACUGCCGUGUAAAUGCUGGGGUGUGUCUGGGUCAACUUUCGCAGCGGCUGUCGGAGGCUGUAAGAGCUCAAGCCCACCAUCCCACCAGUAUCGCAGCCUCGAACACGUCUGGCUUGAUGAUCCCCUUGUCUCCCUCCAUAGGGUACUCUAGUAGCAGGAGUACUUUCUCUUCUUCCGGGAUCCAAGCCCCUCUCACACCACCACCCUCGAUGGCAGACCAAUUCGGUAACAUGAGCAUAUCCAAGACGGCCCGCCCUUCUUAUCUUGACCGCAAUGUCUCUGCAGGUUCUCCAGGAUCUCAGGAUCUUUAUGGUCGACAACUGGUUCGUCCUUCGAAUUCAAUCGCGGAGCAGCAUCCAGCGGCGGCUCCUCCUGUUGAUGUUCUCCAAGUGGGUGACGCUGCGGACGAGGUGGAUAUGCGAAGACGCUCAUCACAGGCUCUGGCUUCAGACGAUAAUAUCUUGAUGCUUUUCCCUGCACCUGGAGGUCAACUUACGACCAGUAUUCCGUCACUGGAAGCAGACAAAGACCCUUCUGCAACAAAUGGCGCAAUGAAACACUCACCAAAAGCGUCACGAGGCUCAAGUAGCCACAGAAGCCAGAACUCGCGGGAUCGCUAUGGUCCAGACGACUAUGAUGAGCACUUGGACUGCGGCAGAGGCAGGAAGGAUGGCCGCCAAUACAGCAACAGCACGGUAUAUGAUAUGUACAACCCACCUAUCUCCCCGCCGCAGGAACGGGGUCGACUCUCUUCAGGCUCAGGGUCAGGCUCGAAUUCACAGUCAUACUCGUCACGAGCACAAACUUCCAACCACGGCACCUUGCAACACGUGCAUUAUUUACAAGAGAAUAGUCGUCCACGACGCUCUCAGCCUCCACGAACCGAUUCUCUCAACACACAUCCCGCACGGCGCCAGACAAUGUACGACGACCACCUUCACCAGUCGCAGCAGUCCACGCAUUGGCAGCAAUCGCAGGCUUCCUCUUCUUCCAUGGCGUUGCAACCACCUCUCCUGCCACGACGAUUACGUCCCUUGGGUGCAGAGGUGAAUGCAUUUCCCAACGACUCACCGCAGCCUGAUCUCCGUCGUCAUCCUACUGUGUCAUUACCUACACUGCCGCCCACUCAGGCACUUCCUCAAGCACCGACGGCGCCGCAACACCCACAACAGCACCAGCACCAGCACCCCUUAAUGGUCACAGGCCAUCUCAGUCCCAGUACCACAACCCACAGUUCCGCGUCAAUCCACUCAUCCAUCUACAGCGACCGCGACCACGAUCACCACUCGAACUCGACGGGAGGACCACCACCCCUAUCAUCAUCAUCCAGCAUCAUUGCCCCUUUCCCCAGCAGCAGCGGGCCCUUAAUCCUCCCCACCGACAAAGACACAUUGGGUUUCUGCCGGGGCGCAUUCCGCUUGCAAGCCGGCCUGGAGCGCAAGGCGUUCACCCUGGCCAGCCGGCCUGUCGGCUUCACAGGCACCGACACGUACUGGCGCUGCGAAAAGUGCCACUUCGAAGGGCCCCAGCACACGUCGAUCAACGUGUCGUCGGACUCGAAACGCAAAGGGAAGCCCGAACGGAGCUUCGACCCCAGGAUCCGCACCUCGGAAGGUGGCGGGGUGCGGUACAAAUGGGUUUUCCUGGCACGCUGUCACGUCCAGCUCAAAGGGAUGGUGCCGGUGGGCGAGGCCAAGGACGGAAGUUUUGGAAGUUUCGGUUGUAUCUUUUGUUGUGCAGAGGGGAAAUAUCGUGGGUGGACCAGUGCUACCACUACUACUACUCAUCACCAGCAGCAACAGCAGCAAUACCAGCGUACUUUGUCUUCGGCCUCGUCAGCCACGGAGCACGAAAAUGCAAACGAGAAUGCUAAGAAGCAUACUACAUCGGGUACCAGCACGAACUCGCCGCUAACCAACGGUGAAAACCAUGGACAUGGACAUGGACUUGGGAUCUUUGGGGCCAAGGGCAAGGGCAAAACCAAGUCGUCAUCCACGACUUCCUCCAGACACGCUCCAAACUCUGCUGCAAAAGUUGUCAGCGGUGGCGAGGGCAUCAUGGCCACCGCCGGCACCACCAACAGGCCUCCUAUUUUUGGCAAUGUAGCCAGCUUCAUGCAACACCUUGAACGCGUCCAUCGGCCGCAGGAGGGAUGGCCGAACGCAGAAAUGCUAGGCCGGUUCAAGGUCGUCGUGGGCCGCUUGGCCGGAGUACACGAGGAUGGAUGGGAUAUUAAUUUUGUUCCUUACCGAGAAUGA